CCAAACGCAGCGUAAAGGAAAUCCUCUCUCUCUUUUGCUGCGCUCCCUUUCUCAAGGAUUGCUGCUUGUUUUUGCUCUUGUUUUUUGUUGCUUCUCUCUCUCUCUCUCUCUCUCUCUCAGAAUAUCCACUUCUCUUCUUCUCUCCUACUGCUCCUUUAUCUAUCAGUCUUGUUGGAUCCGUGGUUUCGUCUCUCUCAAGUUUCUGCCACAUUUCAUGGAUCUGCAAACCCACCUGCAUUGUACUCUCCGAACUAGGGUUUUAUGAUCACAUGCGCUUUGGUAUCUUCGCCGUCUUUGGCGUCAUGCUGUGGUUUGCUUCUAAAACGAAGAGGGAUGAAGAAUUUUGCCUGUGGCAUGGCCUUCUCGGGACUCCCCUCGAUACUCGUCGUGGCUGCUGCAUUUUGGCGUUUUAGCUCCUGGAUUUCUUCUUCUGACGAUGGUUAUGAAUUUCAUGGUGGAAAGGGAAGAUGCUGACAUUGAUGGUGUUUCUUCUUCCGCUGCUCAAUUCGGCUUUCUCUAGUUCUGGGAGAGAAGAUUCCUAUGAUAAGUCAGUUUCAAUCUCAUUUGACCACCUACUACCUUCCUUACAUCCACCGCCUAUAAUACCAUCUACUCGAGGAAAGCAAAUGCCAAUGAGGCCUGCAUUUGCUCCAUCCAAACCACCCCAAUUGUCUUUUGGAUCUUCACCUGUUCCCACUCCUUAUGUAACAAACCGAGGGUUUGCUUCUAGUCCUAAUAGUAAUCCUAAACACCAUCAUCACCACCACCAUCAUCAUCAUCAGAAGAGACCUGUUCUUUCCCCAGUCCCAUCUACUUCAUCAGUUAGUGAAGGUCCAGGUUGUAAACAAAUCACUUGUUUUGAGCCAUUUACUUCCACUCCUAUUGGUUCACCUUGUGGCUGUGUAUUUCCUAUGCAAGUUGAGCUCCAUCUAGAUGUUGCUUCAUAUGCAGUCUUUCCUCUUAUUCAAGAGCUUGAGAUUGAGGUUGCAGCAGGGACAUAUCUCAAACAAAGUCAAGUAAGGAUCAUGGGUGCCAGUGCAGAUAAUCAGGGUCAGGGAACAAUGGUGGAUAUUAACCUCGUCCCACUAGGAGAAAAAUUUGAUAAUACCACGGCCACACUGACUUAUGAGAGAUUUUUGCACAAGAAGGUGCCAAUUAAUACAACUCUCUUUGGUGAUUAUGAAGUGAUAUACAUCCGUUAUCCAGGACUUCCCUCAUCGCGGCAAUUUGGGGGUUACAUGGGGAGUGGUCCUAGUGGAAGCAUUGGGAGUCAUGAAUACCCUAUUGUGGCUAAUUUUCUUAACAAGAACCAGAGGAUGAAUGGUAGAAUUGUUGCUAUCAUUGCUUUAUCUGCAUUUGUUCUCUUCUUGAUAUGCAUUCUAGUGAUGCUUAUCCUCUUAAAAUACAAGAAAUUCAGACCGCCAACUGAUGCCGGUUGUACAACUGCGUUGUCUAUCACUAAAAGAUCUGGCAUGAGAUCCAUUUUGUCGAGCAGUAUGGCCAGCUCAGCAUCGGUGUCCCUUGUUUCCACCAUUGAUCCUUGUGUUCUCUCCGCCAAAACAUUUACUCUUGCUGAGCUUGAGAAGGCAACUGAGAAGUUUAGUUCUAAGAAGAUUUUGGGUGAAGGAGGAUUUGGACGAGUUUAUCAUGGGAUCAUGGAAGACGGAACUGAAGUUGCAGUUAAGUUGCUCACUAGGGAUGAUCAGAAUGGAGACCGUGAGUUUAUUGCAGAAGUUGGGAUGCUAAGUCGGUUGCAUCACCGUAAUCUUGUCAAACUUAUUGGCAUAUGCAUUGAAGAACACAUACGCUGCUUGGUAUAUGAACUUAUUCAUAAUGGAAGUGUUGAGUCCCACUUGCAUGGUGUUGACAGGAGAAAGGGACCUCUUGACUGGGAUGCUCGAAUGAAGAUUGCCCUUGGUGCUGCUAGAGGACUGGCAUAUCUUCAUGAGGACUCUAAUCCUCGUGUCAUUCACCGUGACUUUAAGGCUAGUAAUGUUCUAUUGGAAGAUGACUUCACACCUAAGGUAUCGGAUUUUGGUCUGGCACGAGAGGCAACUGAAGGAAGUCAUCAUAUUUCAACUCGGGUCAUGGGAACUUUUGGGUAUGUCGCCCCUGAAUAUGCAAUGACUGGGCAUUURCUUGUCAAGAGUGAUGUCUACAGCUACGGGGUUGUACUACUGGAGCUUUUGUCUGGAAGGAAGCCUGUAGACAUGUCUCAACCUCCGGGACAAGAGAACCUCGUGACAUGGGCACGACCACUACUUGCUAUUAGAGAAGGUCUGGAGCAAUUAGUGGAUCCUACCUUGGUUGGAAGCUAUGACUUUGACAACAUGGCAAAGGUGGCAGCCAUUGCUUCCAUGUGUGUUCAUCCAGAGGUGGCUCAGAGGCCAUUCAUGGGCGAAGUUGUGCAAGCUCUGAAGCUCAUUUAUAAUGAUAUGGAUGAGACCUGCGGGGAUUGCUAUAGUCAGAGAGAAUCAUCUGGUCCAGAUUGUGACUUCAAGUAUGAUCUCGACCCUUCAGAUGGCAGUUGCUGGGAUGCAGGUGGGCUCUCUCCCCACUUGACUUACGGGUGUGCCUCUUCUUUCAUAACAAUGGAGUACAGUUCAGGUCCACUUGAUGACAUGGAUAAUCAUAGACUGCAUUCAGCAUCGAGCUUUAUCGGGGAAGGAGGAGGAUCAUUACCAAUCAGGCAUGGGAAUAGAUCAGGUCCUCUACGAACAGUUCGCAGCAAACCUGCCUUCUACAAAUUAAGGGGAAGUAUGAGCGAACAUGGGGGCUUCAUUCCAAGGCGUGUGUGGGGUGAUGGGUACUGGAUUUGAGUCUUCUUUGUAAGCUAAUUUGAAAUGUACAGUUCAAAGGAGCACGUGUUUCCAGCUGUGCUUAAAUGGUUUAUUGUGGUUGUUGUUGCUGUCAAUUUUAUCCAUUCAUGGCGAUAUUUGGUCAUUGAUGCGAUGUGGAGAGGGUGGAGCACGGCUUCUAAUUUUGAAAAUCUUGAUUAAUUUCUUAUUUGCUGGAAAUGUAAUUUGGAACUCUUGUAUUAUAUUUUGCUUCUUUAGUUUAUUUUCUUGUGUUCAGUAUUGAGAGUAGUUGAUUCUAUUUGCUUGCUGUUGCUGAGUUUUAUGUGUUACCCAAUGGGACGCUUGGGCUUUGAGUUCCUCAUUAGAGCUGAUUUACAUUUA
Messenger RNA from Nelumbo nucifera (sacred lotus), 3179 nucleotides. RefSeq names its product receptor-like serine/threonine-protein kinase ALE2. Lineage: Eukaryota; Viridiplantae; Streptophyta; Magnoliopsida; Proteales; Nelumbonaceae. Gene Ontology annotation, molecular function: protein kinase activity; ATP binding. Gene Ontology annotation, biological process: protein phosphorylation. The record is from RefSeq and is a predicted model, not a curated record.